Oxyura jamaicensis (ruddy duck) is the source of this 1336-nucleotide messenger RNA. Its product is annotated as protein vestigial-like. Gene Ontology annotation, molecular function: cAMP-dependent protein kinase inhibitor activity. The transcript is spliced from 7 exons. The coding region runs from base 1 to 891 and encodes 296 amino acids. The record is from RefSeq and is a predicted model, not a curated record. Gene Ontology annotation, cellular component: nucleus; cytoplasm. Lineage: Eukaryota; Metazoa; Chordata; Aves; Anseriformes; Anatidae. Gene Ontology annotation, biological process: negative regulation of cAMP-dependent protein kinase activity.
AUGCCGAUGCCCUCCGGGAGCUGCGGCUCCGCUCCUGGCACACAUAAUUCAGGGGCUGGGACCAACCUGGCUGCACCAGCCCACUUCCAGGCCCCAAAUGCAGGCAGUGCAGAAGGCGGCGGCGGCGGCGGGGACCCGCGGCAUUGUGCGGGCGGCUCCGCGCCCUGCGCCCCGGGGGGGGGGGCUGGGCCGCCCCUCGGCACCCGGCACCGGCACCGGCAUCAGCACCGGCACCGGCACCGGCAUCAGUAUCGGCACCGGCACCGGCAUCGGUAUCCACACCGGCACCAGGACCAGGACCCACGCCGGUAUCGGCACCAACAUCAGAACCAGUCUUGCCACCAGCAUCAGCACCGGCACCAGUAUCCACCAUCACCACCAGUAUCCACACGCCAACACCAGUAUCAACACCGACGCCGGAUCCUGCACGGCCCAGCCCGAGCUGGGGUCACUAGUCCCGCCUGCUCCCGCGGACGUGGGGACCGUGACUCACCGUCCGCCCCAGAGCCACUCCGAGGGGGACAGCGGUUGGAGCCGGGGGGGGACCCAUCCCACAGCCCCCAUCCCCGCACAUCCCCUGGGAGCCGCAGGCCGGGGAGCAGAGCAGCACCCAGGGCACCGCGGAGACGCAGCCGGGCCAGGCUGGAGGGCACCCGGGCUAGCAUGACCGAGGUGGAGCCAGUGCUGGACUUCGCAUCCUCCGGGAGGACCGGCCGGCGCAAUGCCCUGCCCGACAUCCUGGGCUCACCAGCGGGCGUCAGCCCCUCCGACCUGCCCCUCAAGCUGGCCGAGAUGUCCCUGAGCGCAGGCAGCUCCCAGGAGAUGCAGUCACCUUCCACGGAGGUGCCCCCGCCACAGCCCCAGAGCCCCGAGCUGAAGGACACGUCCUAACCCCGCUCGGGGCCAAGUUUCUGACCGCCGGGGAGAAGGGAGGCCGUGGAGCACCAGCCCAGCUUUCCUGGCACGGCCGGAGCCUGGUGGCCCUCCCGGGGCGCCAUGCAGCCACAGCAUCGCCGGAGCCCCACGGGAGAGGAGCCGCGCGGGGACCCGCGGGGACCAAGGGACGCUUCACACCUGCCCCGUGCGAGGACGGGGACAUUCGCCCCACGGGAGGACAAUUUUCUGCCACAGCACGUGCAGAAGCACCCGGAGGGAUUGCGCCGGGGGGGAAUUUUCUCCUCCUCUCGGCAGCGGCCGUGCCGGGGGGGCUACGCCAGGAGUGUGAGGAGCAGCCCGGGGGGGGUUGUCUGCGUGUGGUGUUCACUGUGAUGUUUUGGGUACCACGUCUGUGUCCUGUCCUUUUUCCAGUGGGUGAUCCAGGAGCUGUUUUUUUGUU